GGGGGAGGGGAGGGCGUCUUAAGACCCCCUCCUCAGGCUGGCAGUCACAGACGCUGCAAGCUCUUGGGACCGAUGGCUCUGACCUCUUGUCCUUGUUCCCCUUGGUGUUGAGACAUGACCCCAACACGUGCUCUCUAGAGCUCCCUUAAUUCCCGAAUCAUCUCCCCACCUCGGGCACAGCUAGAACCUUCCUUCUUCCACCAGUGGGGCCCAAGAAAUGCCGCUGAACCAGCUGGAGCAAGCCUGAGCCCUGUCCCUGAUGGCUGACAACUAUCUGAUCUUGAAGUCUGGAUUUGGGGCCAUGGAGGGACCGACGGCCGGCAGCCCAGGCCUCGCGGAGAAGCCGGUCCCCGCAGCCGCCAGCCCCUCUCUGUCCUCGCUGGGCGCUGUCUUCAUCCUCCUGAAAUCCGCGCUGGGGGCCGGCCUGCUCAACUUCCCCUGGGCCUUCCACAAGGCGGGUGGGGUGACCCCCGCCUUCCUGGUGGAGCUGGUCUCCUUGGUCUUUCUCAUCAGCGGGCUGGUCAUCCUGGGCUAUGCUGCCUCUGUCAGCGGCCAGACGACCUACCAGGGUGUGGUUGGAGGGCUGUGUGGCCCGGCCCUGGGGAAGCUGUGUGAGGCCUGCUUCAUCGUCAACCUGCUCAUGAUCUCUGUGGCCUUCCUCAGGGUGAUUGGGGACCAGCUGGAGAAACUGUGUGGCUUCCUGCUGCCCAGCACCCCCCCGGCCCCGCAGCCGUGGUGCGUGGACCAGCGCCUCACCCUGCCCCCGCUCUCUGCGCUGGUCAUCCUGCCCCUGUCUGUCCCGCGCGAGAUCGGGUUCCAGAAGUACACCAGCGUCCUAGGCACCCUGGCCGCCUGCUACCUGGCCCUGGUCAUCGUGGUGCAGUACUAUACCGGGCCCCAAGGCCUUGCUCGUGAGCCCCGCCCCACACAGAGCCCCUCCUCCUGGACCUCCGUGUUCAGCGUCUUCCCUACGAUCUGCUUCGGUUUCCAGUGUCACGAAGCCGGGGUGUCCAUUUACUGCAGCAUGACCCAUCGGAGCCUCUCCCAUUGGGCCCUGGUCUCCGUGCUGUCCCUGCUGGCCUGCUGCCUCGUCUACUCGCUGACAGGGGUUUACGGCUUCCUGACCUUCGGGGCAGAAGUUUCUGCGGACAUCUUGAUGUCUUACCCGGGCGACGACGUGGUCAUCAUCGUGGCCCGGGCCCUCUUCGGAGUGUCCAUCGUGACCGUCUACCCCAUUGCGCUCUUCCUGGGGAGGUCGGUGAUGCAGGAUUUCUGGAGGAGGAGCUGGUGCCUGGCGUGUGGGCCCGGGGCCCUGGCGGAGCCCUCGGGGCCGUGGGUCCGGGUGCCACUGACCGUCCUGUGGGUCGCCGUGACGCUGGCCAUGGCCCUGCUCCUGCCCGACCUCAGUGAGAUCAUCAGCAUCAUCGGCGGGAUCAGCUCCUUCUUUAUCUUCAUUUUCCCGGGUCUGUGCCUCAUCUGUGCCGUUAACGUCCAGCCUGUAGCUGCACGCGUCAGGUGCUGUUUGGAGGCGUGGGGAGUGGUCUCCGUGCUCGUGGGCACCUUCAUCUUCGGGCAGAGCACGGUGGCAGCCGCCUUGGAACUCCUCUGAGCGGGAGGGGGUCGGCCCGGCCCCAUGGCUGCCCUGGUGCAGCUGCCUGCGUCCGGCUGUGCGACCCAUGUCCUUGCCUCAUAAAGAUGCUGAAGAAAUGGA
Messenger RNA from Felis catus (domestic cat), 1711 nucleotides. RefSeq names its product solute carrier family 38 member 8 (gene SLC38A8). Bases 260 to 1609 code for a protein of 449 amino acids. Gene Ontology annotation, biological process: amino acid transmembrane transport. The transcript has 11 exons. The record is from RefSeq and is a predicted model, not a curated record. Gene Ontology annotation, molecular function: amino acid transmembrane transporter activity. Lineage: Eukaryota; Metazoa; Chordata; Mammalia; Carnivora; Felidae.